CACACAUCCCACUUUGCUGACAUGAGAGAAAUAGGAUCAAUCAUCUAAUACACUCUAAGGAAUUACACAAACUAUAAGGCAAGCUACAUUUCACCUCAACUUACAAGCUAUAAUUAUAUUUUACUUGUGCCGGAGUACUGCUGCUGCCUAAAUCAGCAUUUAUUUUUGUAUUUUGGGAAAUGCAAAGCAGCCCAGAGUAAGCAGUAGCAGAAGUAAAAUAUCACUUUGGAAAGGUGAGAAGAAAUUUUGGGUAUCAUAUUCAUAUUCAGGGUAAUUUUGCUGGGCUCUACAUGUAUCCACAGUAAAGGAACAUUAACAAAGCAAGCUUACAUACAAACACAAGUGUAGCUACAAAAUGAAAUCCUGCAGGGGCUCACCCUCAUGUUACUGGGGCUGUUUAUACAGGCUUCAUCUGCAGCAAAUACAACACAAACUUACUACUUUAAGCUUCAGAUAGAGUCAAGUGCAUUUAACAAUUUUACCUGGCUGCUUGGAAAACUUACAGAGCUCACUGUCACACAGGCCGUAGUAAAAAAUAUCACCAUAACAACAGACUGUUACUCCAACAAAUGUAAUUGCUCAAAAAACUACAAAUGGAGUGAGGAAGUGUGUAAAAUAAAACCUGCGUGCUGCUCUAAUAACAACUGUCCAAAUAAUGUCCUUCCUAGUGCUAUGUGCAUCUAUAAAGACAAAGUGGUUAUCAACGGAUCGUUUACUAAAGUAAACUACUUUCUUGAACCAAAUGAGGAGCUGAAAAGAGAGCUUACUAAUAAUUUGACUUUAAUGUACAGCACUUUGGACUGGUUUGACUCACUGAACAUUACAAGCCUCAGGUCGGGUAGUCUCAUCGGAGACUUUGUAAUGGAAAUAAAUGGGCCCUUUAUGAUGAGCACACUUGUUGAUCAGACCAAGAAGCUGCAGACAUUGUUGGAUGUUUCUUUUAAAAUUAUAACCACAGGUUUUGUAAAAAUCAGUGUUCCAGAUUUAGUUGGUUAUUACAGCAUUGCUGAAAUCACUUGCACGACACCAGAGCUACUAGAAAAUGUGUACUGGAACUUACAGAGGGAUGCAACAACACAAACUAUCACUGAUGGCACUGAAGCUAAGUUAUAUAAAAAUGCACUAAACAGUACAGUUCUUGUUAAUAGAACUUCUGAAGUUUGGAAAGGGAAGUUUACAUGUGACUACACAUCGAAUGCCUUUAGUAACAUCAUACACAGAGCAAGUGCAUAUUUGGAUGUUGCACUUUUGCCAAAAAUAUUUAUCAUAAGUGAACCACAAUUCCCAGAUUGUAGAAAAAAUACUGGAAUUUCUGUUGAAAUCCAAUGUAUGAUCGAAAACAGCACAGAACCUUACAAUGUUACCUGGUCACCUGACAAAUCAAUGAAAAUAACUUCUGUAGGCAAUACCACAAUCUACAGUAUCAAAACCAUCAUUGAAUGUGCAGUGGUGCCUGAAGUGUUUGAAGUUAAAUGUACAUUCACAAAUAGAAAGAAUAACAUAACGAGUGCCACUCAACAGACACCCAUAAUUAAAAAUAAUUCAACCGUUUGCAAAACAGAUGGUAACUGGCCGGAUGCAAAGGCUAAUUUUGCAGCCAAAAUGCUAUGCAAUACCAAUGAAAUAGGUUUUAAAACAAGAAACUGCAAUAACACAGGGGGCUGGGACAAUGUAAUCUCUCUAUGUGUAGACAAAGACAUUCAAACCCUGCUGACUGAUGCUCAGAAUCUCCAGAAAGGAUGUGGGCUGGUUACAGAAAAUGCAUGCAAACUGUUUGGCCUUUUAAAGACGAAAAGUGAAGAUCAGAUCAUUAAUACAUUCCCAAAUAUUAAUGCAUCAGUUGUCGUAUUACAGAGCCUGUAUAAUGCUUCUGAUAUACAAAAGUCUCCAUUCAAUAAAUCAAUAGUUUCUGAUUUUACAAAAGCUUCAAGCAAUCUUUUGAAUGACAGUUUAUUAAAUACCAUUACAAAUAUGAAUGAUCUGAAUAAAUCCCAUGAUUUGGCUGCAAGUUAUUUAAUAGCUGUUUCCGGAGUUGUAAGUCAAAUCAACACAACCACAGACCAACAAGUACAAGAAGAAAAUGUGCAAUUAAUAAUAUGCAACAAUGUUGAUCCAAAAUGUGCUAAAACAUUCAAUGUCUCUGUGGAAAAUCCGAAAAAUGAGACAAUUUAUCAAAUUAAAAUAAAUAAUAUACCUGAACUGCUACCACAAUAUCCAGACAGUAAUAAGAGUGACUUUGUAUUAUCAGUCAUGGUUCAAAAUGCAAGCAAAAUUGAUAUGAAUGUCCCAAUCACAAGACCUCGAAACCACAAAAUAUUCUGUGUGUAUUAUGAUUUUAAUAAAUCUCAGUGGUCUGAUGAUGGUUGUGAAUGGGGCACUGUAGUUAAUCCAAACCGUUGCACAUGUACACACUUGUCUGUAUUUACAGCUCUAGUGUCUAUAUCACCUGUGGAACUAUUGUAUAUGGAUCAGAUAACUUAUAUAGGUUUAGGGUUUUCAGUUGUUUCACUAGUUCUAUGUUUAGUGAUUGAGUUUGUUGUGUGGAACACUGUAGUAAAGUCCAAUAUCUCCCAUUUUAGACACACUGUUUUGGUAAACAUUGCACUCUCUUUGUUGCUAGCACACAUUAGCUUCCUGGUGGCUUCCUCUCCAAAAUCAGCUUUGAGUCAGUGGUGUUUUACUUUUACAGUUAUGAAACAUUUUGGCUUCUUGGCAGUGUUUUUCUGGAUGUUGUGCAUGAGUAUGGGGCUCCUACACCAAAUUAUAUUUGUUUUUGUUCAGUUAAGGAAAAAAGUUUAUUUAGGAUUAUGUUUUUUUCUGGGUUAUGUCUGUCCAUUCCUUAUUGUGAUAGGUACAGUCAUCACUUAUGACAAUGGUGCCCUUAACUCAUACUAUGUAAAUGACAUCUGUUGGUUAAAGUACGAGAGUAUGCUAGCUGGGUCAAUCCAUACCUUUAUUAUUCCUGCAGGUAUAAUUGUGCUUGUGAAUAUGUUCACUAUGGUUGUGGUUAUUAGCAGGAUCUUAAAACCAAGUUUGUCUGAAGGAAAAAGUCAUGAUGAAAAGGAAAUUGUAAGAAGUGUUAUUAGAACUGUUGUCUUCUUAACCCCUUCGCUUGGAAUAACAUGGAUCUUUGGCUUCGCUGUGCUAAUGCUUGACCUCACAAUGGAGCCGUUUGCCCAGAUUGUAAAUUAUGCUUUCACAAUUCUCAAUUCUUUUCAGGGUUUUUUCAUUCUACUAACAGGAAGUUUUGGUGAGAAAAAGGUUCGAGAUGCACUGCUCAUGCGCAUACGACCACAGCAUUCAGCACAUUAUGCAAGCAAAUCCUCAAUGUCAAUGACUGCAGCAGUUAAAAAAAAAUAACUGACUUGUUUUACAAAGGCAAAUACAAAUAUAUGUAUAUAUCUCACAAAGUCAACAAAUUUGGAAAGGCUAGACUUGCUUUUGCAAAUGAGGACAGAAACACAACCACUAUAGCCUUUUUGUUGUCUUGUUUAUUUUGGAUUAAGAUAAAUCUACAUUUCUAUCUGUUACAUUUUUUUUUUUUUUUUUUU
Molecule: messenger RNA, 3551 nt
Organism: Silurus meridionalis
Lineage: Eukaryota; Metazoa; Chordata; Actinopteri; Siluriformes; Siluridae
Gene: adgrf3a
Product: adhesion G protein-coupled receptor F3a
Exons: 19
Coding region: 382-3360 (992 amino acids)
Biological process (GO): cell surface receptor signaling pathway; G protein-coupled receptor signaling pathway
Cellular component (GO): membrane
Molecular function (GO): G protein-coupled receptor activity
Source: RefSeq, a predicted model, not a curated record